GAUCGCGCGUGCCGCGGCCCAGGUCAGAAAUCGUAAUUGUCAACAAAAAUGGUGUGUCAUGGCAGGCAGCCAGACGGCGUAAUGUGUUUAUUGGAUAACAACAAGAAUGCCAAUACAGGCUCCACAGUGGACUGAGUUUCUUACCUGUCCUGUGUGCUGUAAUGAAUUCGAUGGGAGCCAGAGGACUCCCAUUAGUCUAGCAUGUGCACACACCGUCUGCAAAACAUGCCUAGCCAAUCUCCAUAAAAAACAGUGCCCAUUCGAUCAGGCUGCCAUCAAGACAGAAGUGGGUGGACUGCCUGUCAAUGGAGCACUGUUGCAGUUAGUGGGGAAUGGAAACAACCAAGAAGAUGAAACUACUCCACCGUGUCUUUCCUCUCUACCGCCUGAUGAAUUAGAAGCGUACUUUAAGGCCAAAAGGGCUGUCGAGGAAUUGGCUCUGUACCUUAAACCAAUCACUUCAGGAUGUGGCGUGUCGGGUGGUGUUGUAUCGAGAUCAAUGCAGAGAAAGCUUGUUAUGUUGGUAAAUUGCCAAUUAGCAGAGGAAGAAGGACGUUCGAGAGCGAUGCGAGCGGCUCGUUCUUUAGGCGACAGGACGGUAACAGAGUUAAUCUUACACCAUCAAAAUCCUCAACACUUGUCGGCGAAUCUUUGGGCGGCGGUGAGAGCUCGCGGUUGCCAAUUUCUUGGCCCUGCUAUGCAAGAAGAAUUGUUGAAGCUGGUACUUUUAGCUUUAGAGGAUGGCACGGCACUUUCAAGAAAAGUUUUGGUAAUGUUUGUAGUUCAACGGCUAGAACCUCAUUUUCCACAGGCAUCAAAAACUAGUAUUGGCCAUGUUGUUCAACUAUUAUACCGUGCAUCUUGCUUCAAAGUUUCAAAACGUGAAGGGGAUUCAUCAUUGAUGCAACUUAAAGAGGAGUUUCGAGGUUAUGAAGCUCUGAGAAGGGAGCAUGAUGCCCAAAUUGCUCAGAUUGCGACUGAAGCGGGUCUGAGAAUUGCUCCUGAUCAGUGGUCAGCUCUUUUGUACGGUGACACAGCCCACAAAAGUCACAUGCAAUCAAUAAUGGAUAAACUUCAAAGCCCUCAGUCCUUUGCCCAGAGCGUCCAAGAGCUGGUUAUCGCCCUGCAGAGGACAUCUGACCCCGGCAACUUGUCAAGCCUCAGGCCUCACCUGGAACUUUUGGCAGGGAUAGACCCCACUCCAGAAAUCAUAUCGUACAGCAUGAAAGAGCUGGCCCAAGGGCUAGAAGCUUGCCGAAUUGUAGUGGCAGGCCUGGUCGAGUUUAUGAGAGUUCAUGGGGCGAACAAAGGCGGUAUUACGAGUGGCAGCCCAUCCCAGAACGAACAUACAAAGUAUAAGGUCAGCCUUUGUAGAGAUUUGAUCAUCAGGGGCACUUGUCCCAGAGGCCCAACAUGCACGUUUGCACAUUCUGGAGAUGAAUUGGAAAAAUUUAGAGCCAAAAAUCGAAAGCCGAGUCGGAGCUCGGUUGUAAAAGAAGAAGAGUUGCCUCAACACGAAGACAUUGUUUUUUGCAAUGAAGGAACUAGUGAUUACAAUCCUUAUCCUGUAGUUACAAACAAUACUGCAUACAAUGCUAAUCACUUACCUUACCAAGCGACAACGGCUCCGACACCUUAUCCUCAAGAAAUUUACGGAUCACCGACCCAUAAUGUAAUCUUGGCCCAACCCCCUUAUCCCGAUUACUCGACAGUUCAGGUCGUACCUGCCCAGGAACUGAACAGAGUACACCCAAAACAAGUCUGGAGGGCACAGGUCCACAAUUCCAAGAGAGUGGCGUCUAGUUUGGCAGUGCUCCAUCAUCGUAAGCAAGAACUUCUCAACAAGUUGGAAAGAGUUGUAGCUCAGUGUAACAACAACCCAAUAAGAAAUGAUAAUCAAGUGACGCCGAAUUAUUCUGUUUGGAGCACAGGAAAUAAACACCAUUCGGUCAUGGACUCGCAAGUGAACUUACCUCCUCGACGCCCAAUUCUAUACCGAUCCGAUUCCCUUCUCGCCGACGAGGAAUUCAUACCUUUUGACCCUCCAGUCGUCAGUAAAUUUGGCCCGAUUUCCCGCGACGGUACCAAAUUUGCUAACUCGACAAACUUCCCCGACUCCAGGACCCCUUAUACAUGGGUUUUCAACACUACUCAUGGAGGAUAUCCGACUCACGUUAUGCAACCUGGAAGAGAAGGUUUUAUCGCAGUCCCUCCUGGAGUCAUUGAUUCCUCACACAUUGUUCACCAGCCACAGGUUCUAAAACAAGACGUAUCUCAGUCCAAAGACUUUCUGGCUGAAUCUCAAAAAAUGAAACAGCAGCUGAGAACCCUGGAAAAGAAAAUCAACGAUUUAGAGUUGGCAACUGAACUUGCUGCAUUUACUGAAGGGAAAAAACUCAGCCAAGAACUUCAAUUGAUCGAACAAGGGAUAAGGGAAAAAGAAAAACAACUCAGACCAAAUCAAAUCGGAAGCGGAACCACACAGGCUUUGAAUGGGGAGCCUUGGAGUGGAUGCAGAAACGAAGAGUUUUUAACCCAAGAAGAUUCAUACGAAGCAGGUAUCGCUAACGAUAUAAGGGAGUUGGAAUUAAGAUGGGAAUACGAAUUGGAGGAACAAGAGAAAAGGUGGUCCAGCGAAGAAGAAUCGUCAAAGAAAUAACUUCAUAUUUAUAUUUUCCAAAUUAAUAUCAAAUAUUUUAUGAAUUAGCCGUAAGUGCCAUAGCUAAACUAUUAAUACCGCUUUAGAGUAUGAAUUUACAUCAACGUUGGAAAUUUUACCAUAGCUACAGUCGAUUGGAACAAGAAAUAACCAGCAUCUGGCGUAAAGGGACUUUAUUUAACAUUGUCAUAGUUGUAGGACCUUUUAAUGUUAUAAAACCCUUAAAAUUUCAAAUAACCCUUUGAAGUUGAAUACUGUGGAAAAUUUGUGUCAACCCCUUGAUAUUUGUAACGUUUAAAAAUGCAUCUAAUCAACUUCAUAAACAUUUUAAUACCACCAUUUGGAGAAACAUUCAGUGAUAACUGUGGAAUAAGAGUGAUUUUUGUGAUUUUUGCAAACACUUUUUACUAUAUGACAGUUAAAUUUGGCUAUUUAUUUGUUUUUAUAUUUAAGAAGGCAACAAUGAAAAACAAAGUGUUUAAUUUUUUUUUUCUCUCUCUAGUCGUUUUGUGCUUAUUAACCUAGUCUUGUUGAUUUUCAAAUAAUUUUAUAUAAUGUGACUUCACUUUUGAAGUGUUCAACGUCUUUUUCUUCCCUUACGCAUUUUUUUUUUUUUUAAAUAGUUAUUAUUGUUUUAAAUAAUAAUUAAACUUAUACCGAUUUAUGCAAGAAACUUGUGUGAUAAAAAUUGGUUGUGUUGUCAAAAAUAUUUUGGUUUUCGUUGUUGCUUGCUUAUUUUUUUAAAAUUUUUUGUUUUGUUUAUGAUAGUGACUUAAAAGGAAAGAAACGUGAAUAUAUAUUUUGAGAGUAAGUAUAUCUAUGGUGUAAAUGAUAAACAUGCAACUUAGCUACUUUUACAGAUAGAGUUUACCUUAAUUGUAGUAUACUAUAUUUUUUUAUCAUAUGUAUUGUAUUUGAUACAUAAUAUCUGUUAGUUUUAUCUUUAGCGUAUAAAGAUAUUUUGUGUGUACCCUUGGAAAACCUUAAGCAAUAUAUGACUGAAAUCACAAUCAAAUAGAACGACAAAAUCCGAAGGCACUUUAUUCUUUUCACCUCAGGAAAAUAAGAAAAAUUAAUUUAAAAAAAAAAGUGCCAAUUUAUCUCGCAUCUCUUUAAAAUUUUUAAAUCUAUUUAGAUUUUUAUUCAGUAGCGUUUUGCGAAUUUACAAAAUUAAAACAAAAAAUCGAAUAAAAUUUUCGCCUUCGUUUUAUGUAUUAUUAUUGUUUGUGUUUAAAUGGAUUUUUAAUUUAUUAAAUUAAUUUUAUUAUAGUGCCUGUAAAGAAAAAUUGAGAAGAAAAAAAAGGAAAACCUAUUUUCACUUCUAUUUUAUACAACUAUUUAAAAUCUUUGUGUAGUGAUCAAUGUAGCUUAGUGUAUUUUAUUAGGUUCAUUGCCUCUCUUCAUAAAAUGCAUAUAAUAUUAGAAAUCAUAAAUGAAAUCCCCUUAUAGAUUGAAGGGAGGGAUGAAAUUGUACGCAAUUAUUGUUAUGUAAUUAUAUAUAUAUACAUAUAUAUAUCAGUGAAAAAAAGAGUGAUAUUGUUUUUAAAGUCUAGGAGGUAAGGGCGUCUGUACGGUUAAAGUUGUAAGGUAUUUUAUAUAUCUUGAAAAAUAGAAAGAGAAUAUUGAGAGACGUUUGUGUUUUCUGUGAAGGCACAACUCUUGAACUGAAUUAUGUAAAUUGGACAGAUUUUUAUCAUUGCAUGUUAGACAUGUUCUGUUAGUUAAGUUCUUUUAUUUGGACUUGUGUUGCUAAAAUCAUAGGCUCCGUUUUUGUGAGUAACGACUUAUUUUAUGUUGAAGUUUUUUUUUCUCUCUCUUUUUUGUUGUACUUUUAUUUUGUUAUGAAUAGAAGAUAAAAGGUUUGAACUGUGCAAUGAGGUAAGAAUUCGACUUUGUAACUUCCCUAAAAUGAAAUUUUUUUUCUGAAUGACAAAAAUAUUGAUAACUUCAUAUUGUCGGUUUUUAAAAUGCUAAAUGUUAUGUGCGUUUAAAAACCGUUUGGUUGUAUUUUUUUUUUCUUUUGUUUUGUGUGUAAGUGUUAAACAUAAGUUCAAGACGACUGCAAAAAUUGUUUUUAAAAUUUUUUUAGGAUUGUGUAAUUUAUAAAACGGAUAGAAUUAUGUUACGAGAUACUUAAUUUUUUUUAAAAUUUCAUUUAAAUAAGCUGAAUAUCACUUAUUGAUGUAUCUAUAACGAAUCUUUAUGGAAAGUUGAAGUAAACAUUUCUUUGUUUAAAAUGCACGAUUUGAUGUUACAAAACAGAAUUGCCGAAAUUUCUUUUUAAUUAACAUAAUGAAGUUAAUAUGAAAAUAGAAGUAGUUGAUAGAAUAGUUUAGUCGAAUCUAUUAUCAUGUUGCACAUGUAAUAAUUAUGAUUAUAUUAAUCACUUAUGUAAUAUUGGUGAAUAGGGGAAAGUAAAAAUAAGAUAAUUUAAAAAAAAACUUAUUUUAUUGUAUGAAAGGAAACAUUGUUUGUCAAUGGUUAUUAUUUUAACACUUUCAAAAAUGGACUGAUAAACUGUUAUUGUGCUUAUCAGAUUGA
Messenger RNA from Cimex lectularius (bed bug), 5200 nucleotides. It is a transcript of the gene roq, whose product is annotated as roquin-1. The transcript has 18 exons. Bases 107 to 2659 code for a protein of 850 amino acids. The record is from RefSeq and is a predicted model, not a curated record. NCBI's taxonomy places the organism in Eukaryota, Metazoa, Arthropoda, Insecta, Hemiptera, Cimicidae. Gene Ontology annotation, molecular function: metal ion binding.